Mya arenaria is the source of this 2401-nucleotide messenger RNA. Its product is annotated as melanocyte-stimulating hormone receptor-like. Gene Ontology annotation, molecular function: G protein-coupled receptor activity. Gene Ontology annotation, biological process: G protein-coupled receptor signaling pathway. The transcript is spliced from 2 exons. The record is from RefSeq and is a predicted model, not a curated record. Lineage: Eukaryota; Metazoa; Mollusca; Bivalvia; Myida; Myidae. The coding region runs from base 532 to 1647 and encodes 371 amino acids. Gene Ontology annotation, cellular component: membrane.
CAGUCAUCGCACCAGGAUUUCAGAAGGUGCGUGUUAUGUUUAUAAAGUAGACGAUAGCUGAUUGUGUUGGAUAUAUUUGGUCGUGGAUAGAACACGAACGAUUAGAGGAAAUAUACCAGCAGCAAGCAGAGAAUCAUGAAUAACCAAAUUUUAAAUCGAGGGAGAAAGAUCAAGUGCCGAAAGGGAUAUAAAAUUUAAACGACAAUAGAUGUCAGAAAUAUAAAGUGGCAGUUGAAAUAAGAAGGAUAAAGUGACAGUAAAAAAAAAUUAAAACGAUGAGAACAAAAUUUAUAUAAUAAAGUUACAUAAUAAGGAUGAACAAACAAGUAGCAGUUUGAACGAUGGGAAGAAAAUAACUUUAGUCCUAAACAAUACAGGCAAGGUUGAUACGAGUUGCUUCAUCAAUGCAAUAAAGUGGGUUAAACUACGCAAAGGUAAAAGGGCAUUGGAAAUACAAUCGUAUCGAUAAAGAAUAGAGAGCACGUUAGAAGCAAAGAAAAACAAUUGUCCACUAAGAAAAAAAGAAGAAAUAUGUAUAAUAUAACAACUUCCAUAAUCCCUUUGGUGACUUUGACAGUAGAGAAUAAUGAUACAGAAAACUUUGAUAACAAUACUUCUAGUAACAGCGGUGAAUAUCAAGGCUAUAGAGAGCCCACGGAGAUUAUCAAGCUAAUAUUGAUAGUUUUCGGAUUUUUAGCAAAUAUGUUCUCAAUAUUGGCUACUUUGAAUGUUACUCGCGAUCGAUGGUCACCGUAUAACACUCUAAUAAUUAACUUGGGAGUGUCUGAUAUCAUGGUGAUACUCUCCUGUGUUCUUCAUGACAUCCUCAUGUUUAAAAAUAGAUUUCACCCUUGCACGCCUGUUCUGAGACGGAUGUUCCUCAAUAUUGCGCUGACGUCAACUUUGUUCAACCUUGUCCUGAUGGCUGUAGACCAUUACGUCGCUAUCAUGCAGGCCUUGUAUUACGAUCGCUUCUUCUCCAAGCAGAAAGUUAGAAUCAUAAUUGCAACUUUGUGGGUGAUAAGUAUGUUUUGCGGAGUGUUGGAUUUAUUUGUAAGUUUACCAAGCUUUCGGAAAAAAGAAACAACAUUUUGUGAUCAUGUUAAUACUGUGAAUAGAACAACCUUUAACUACGAAUUUGUCAUUGUCAUAUUCAUUUUUAUUGUUCUGGUGGGACUUUUGAUCAUUUACACAAGGAUCUGCUAUCAAGUGAGGAAACUCGUUCAGGAUGACCGCCAUAAUCGGUUAGAAAGCUCCCGUUCCAUGAAAGCCAUUGUCACGACAUUCCUAAUAAUUGGAACAUUUGCACUUUGUUGGUGCCCAAUAGGAUUAUACCACACCGUAUUGUACAUAUUACGACCCGACUUUUCCAAAAUGACUAAAGCUGCUAUCGACAAAUUGCUCUUAGUUAACUCUAUUCUGUUCCUGUUAGUCAUAUUGAACACACUCUGCGACCCUGUAAUCUACGCCGUGAGAAGGUCCGAAGUGAAACUGGGCUAUAUCCGGGUUUACAAUAGAAUUCUACAAAAGAGAAGGAGUUCUUCAUUUUAUGAAAACGAAAUGCACUCAUACUUCAGACGCAUAAAUGAUUCGCGUGAUACUGAGAAUGCCGACUAUACGAUUGUUACGAGUCUGAGUAUCUCCUAAGACUAACUCGACAUGUACAUCAUAUUGCACGUCGCCUACUGACAGCAGUGUGCAAUCCAAAUUUGGGUUUGAAAGGGAUAAUUGAUCAGAUUGUUAACAGGUGGUAAUACUAGUCUUCACUUGUUCAAAAUAUUGUUAACUGAAUCAUAGUAAUAUUAUGAAAAUAUAUCAUAAUAUGUGUCAAAUAACGUAAUUAUCAUUAUGUCAUAUUUACAUUAAAAUGUAUUAAAAAAGUAAAGAGUAGUAUUUUAGGGAAUGUGUAAACCUGUAAUAACAGGUAACAAAAAGAACGAAAAAAAAUAUGAUCAAAUCGAUGUUUUGUAUGUUUAAACCUGUUGUUCAUUUAUUUGGUGGUUAUGUAAAUGAAAUAACCGAAACUGUACUAGUAAGUGUUAUCGUCUGUUUUCUUCGAAGAAAAGCGACAAGGUAUUGUCAUAGUCUUGGUGUCGUUGUCGACGAUUGCUUAUGCAUUGCUAUGGUAGUUGACGGCAUCAAAAACAUCUUAAUUGAUCCUGAAUGUAAUCUUUGAAGAAAUUUAAAUUAAUAGUUGUACAAUUUAAACACGCAUGCAUAGCGGAAACUAUAAUUGUGGUUUUAAUGAAUGUCGAGAAGUGCUUUUUCCCCAAAGUAAAAGAGGAUUGUUAGCGUUUGCUAAUGUUUUAUCUUCUUAAUUGCGGAUUCAGAUUUUAGAAGUCAAAUGUCGGAAUUUUCAUUCUUCUCAAUUUAUUUCACGUUUUAUUGUUUGAUAUUUCCU